Messenger RNA from Closterium sp. NIES-67, 5422 nucleotides. NCBI's taxonomy places the organism in Eukaryota, Viridiplantae, Streptophyta, Zygnematophyceae, Desmidiales, Closteriaceae. The record is from the annotation of a GenBank genome assembly.
GUCCACUCCACUCACUGUCCACUCCACCCACUGUCCACUCCACCCACUGUCCACUCCACCCACUGUCCACUCCACCCACUGUCCACUCCACCCACUGUCCGCUCCACCCACUGUCCACUCCACCCACUGUCCACUCCACCCACUGUCCACUCCACCCACUGUCCGCUCCACCCACUGUCCACUCCACCCACUGUCCACUCCACCCACUGUCCGCUCCACCCACUGUCCACUCCACCCACUGUCCACUCCACCCACUGUCCACUCCACCCACUUCCACUCCACCCACUGUCCACUCCACCCACUGUCCACUCCACCCGCUGUCCACUCCACCCACUGUCCACUCCACCCACUGUCCACUCCACCCACAGUCCACUCCACCCACUGUCCACUCCACCCACUGUCCACUCCACCCGCUGUCCACUCCACCCACUGUCCACUCCACCCACUGUCCACUCCACCCACAGUCCACUCCACCCACUGUCCACUCCACCCACUGUCCACUCCACCCACUGUCCACUCCACCCACUGUCCACUCCACCCACUGUCCACUCCACCCACUGUCCACUCCACCCACUGUCCACUCCACCCACUGUCCACUCCACCCACUGUCCACUCCACCCACUGUCCACUCCACCCACUGUCCACUCCACCCACAGUCCACUCCACCCACUGUCCACUCCACCCACUGUCCACUCCACCCACUGUCCACUCCACCCGCUGUCCACUCCACCCACUGUCCACUCCACCCACAGUCCACUCCACCCACUGUCCACUCCACCCACUGUCCACUCCACCCACAGUCCACUCCACCCACUGUCCACUCCACCCACUGUCCACUCCACCCGCUGUCCACUCCACCCACUGUCCACUCCACCCACUGUCCACUCCACCCACUGUCCACUCCACCCACUGUCCACUCCACCCGCUGUCCACUCCACCCACUGUCCACUCCACCCACUGUCCACUCCACCCACUGUCCACUCCACCCACUGAGUUUGGGAAUGCGAGGGACGCCCAGGAAGCCCAGCGGCGGUGCAAUGGCACGGUGGUGGAUGGAGCAAGGAUUGUGGUCGAGAUGUCAAAAGGGCCCAGCAAGGGCGACGCCUCUCCCCGCUGCUUCAGCUGCGGGUUGUACGGCCACCUCUCCAAGGACUGCCCGCAGCAGCAGUCGCAGCUCAUGUGCUUCGGCUGCAACCAGCCGGGCCACUUGCACAAGCACUGCCCCUUCCGGGCUGCCAUGACUCCUCCUGGCAUGAUGCUACCUGGUGCGAUGGUUGGGGCGAUGGCUGGCGGCACAAUGCCCGGCGCUGGGGACAUGUUAGAGGCGUCCAGAAGCCACACCAGGUGCUUCGGGUGCAACAUGCCGGGACAUGUGCUCAAGGACUGCCCUACUGUCGCUGGUGUGAGCGCUGCUGCUGUUGCUGAUGAGCCGGGGGGUCACCGUGGGCGGGAGAAGCGCUACUCUCCCCCUGCUGCUGAUGUGUCUCAUCGUAAUACUCGCACACGGCACCAAUCGCCACCCAGCCUCCUGCUCUCAGCCUCCUGCUCUCAGCCUCCUGCUCUCAGCCUCCUGCUCUCAGCCUCCUGCUCUCAGCCUCCUGCUCUCAGCCUCCUGUGCUCAGCUUUCCUUUCUCAGCUUCCUGUUUGCUUUGUUUGCUUGUCUCGCUUAUCCCCCUCCCCUUCCUGCCUUCCCCCCUUCCCCCCCUCCAUCUCCUUCUCCCCCACUGUCCCACAUUGUCUUCUGACUCCUGCCCACUGCGGUGAUGGCUGUGUCUCGGGGCGCGUUCAAAACCCGGGUUUCGUCUUGAUCUUGAGUCGACUCAACAGCCGUGACUUGAGGGACAGGCUUGGGGGGGUCGAGAGCAGCAGGUCAGGGGGGCACAGGCUGGGGAGGGACGAGAAGGGAGGGGAGGAGAGGGGACGAGAGGAGAAGAGGAGGGACGAGAAGAGAGAGGGGGGCAGGGGGCGAGAGGAAAGGGACAGGGAGGAGAGGGAGAGGGGGAGGAGUGUGAGGGAUGGGGAGAGAGGUAGGGAGAGGGAGAGGGAGAGGGAGAGGGAUAGGAGUGGGGGAGACAGGGGAAGAGAGAGAGGGAAGGACGAUCUGGGCGGGGGGAGGGAGGAGAAGGGGCGUGGUUAUAACGAGCGUGGCAGUGGAAGCUUGCACCCAUCUACAUUUCCCAGUCCAGGGAGCAAGAGGGCCCGUGACAGUAAUGACCGUGACUAUAGGGAUGGACAAAGGGAUUAUCCCCGCAGCCCAAAGCCCGAGGCUCGGCUUGUGAUGACUGUUCCUGUAACUCACACACCUGCUCCCUCGUAUACCCUCAUGCCUCCUCCUGCUGCUGCCCCUCUUUCACACAUGCCUUAUGGUGGAACGCCUUAUAAUGAGUCGCCUUACGGUGGUACGGCUUAUGAAACCACGGGGGUUGGGGGCCAAGCUCUUAGCUCUCUGGAUGUGGGUGGCAGAGUGGGCGGCGGUGUGGGCGGCAAUGUGGGCGGCAGUGUGGGUGUGGGAAUGGGUGGUGGUGGCGGUUUGAUGUACGGGCAGGGUGGAACAUCUACAGCUAUAUUCACAGCUUCGGGUGCAAUGGGUGUCACUGUGCCUGCUCCUACUUUCUCCCAAACUCCUGGUGCUUCCCAAGGCCCUCCAGCUGCUGUAUCUGGCCCUCCUGGCGAUCCCUACACUCACAUACCUCACAUACCUGCAGGGACGGGGCAAAGAGGGAGCCUGCUUGGAACGGGCAUGGCUGGAGUUGCGGGUGGUAUGGUGGUUGGUGGUGCAGGGGGGAUGGGGGGUGGUGGCAUUGCGAGUGGGGGAGCAGGUGGUACCGUUGGUGGCAUGGCGGGUGCAGGGGCAGGGGAUGUGGUGUAUGUGGCCAUUCCAGCAGCAGCAGCGGCUGCAGCGGCAGCGAGAGGAGAGCAGCUGAUUCUGGUGAGCGCCAGCGAUGGGCGGCUGGCAGGGCAGGAUGGGCGGCUGGCGGGGCAGGAUGGGCGGCUGGCGGGGCAGGAUGGGCGGCUGGCGGGGCAGGAUGGGCGGCUGGUGGGGCAGGAUGGGCGGCUGGUGGGGCAGGAUGGGCGGCUGGCAGGGCAGGAUGGGAGGAUGAUGCAGCAAGGGGGGUUGCAGCAAGGCAUGCAGCAAGGCAUGCAGCAAGGCAUGACGUCACAGCAAGGGGUCAUGUUACAAUAUGAGACGCCUCGAAACACCCCAGGAAUCAUGCCACAGCAUCAAGCUUCAGGAACAAUCGGGCAGGCAGUGGGGCAGCAUGAGUAUGCAGCUGGCGUGGGGGGGAAUGUGUCAUCUCUAGGGGGAGGACUUGGAUCUUCCCUAGAAGCUGGGCCUCCCCUCCCAGGGGGCGGAGGUGGAAGGGAGGUGCGGAGCAGGGAUGGGAGCAUGGAUGGGGGUGUGGAUGGCAUGGCAGGGGGCAGGCAGCCAUAUGAGCCUGGGCGGUAUUAUGGUGGAUAUGGUGGAGUCGGGAGCUCCUAUGAGAGCGGGGAUACCGGUGGAUCCCGGGGGUUUGGUGGGAGUGCUGCCUACGUUUCUGUAGCCCCUGGGGGUGGCGGUGGUCGUGACGGUGGCGGUGGGGGUGGGGGUGCUGCUGCUGCUGCUGCUGCUGCUGCUGCUGCUGGUGUUGGUGCUGCUGGUGGUUCCUCGGUCUCUGCUCCUCCUGCUCCUCCUGUUUUUACUUCUGGUGGUCCCCCACUCCCCCCUGGACCGCCUCCCUCCUAUGACACCCGAUUUGACACAAGGUUUGACACAAGGUCUGACACGAGGGCGGCUUCUGGAGGAGGGGGGUUGCCAGGCCAGCCGUACGCUGGUAACCGUAACACGGAGCCAUUCAUCAGCACCAGUGGGCCAUUCCUGGGCAACACUGACCCUGGGCGAGUCAGCCUUGAUCCUGGCCCGGGUUUCACCUAUGAAGGUUCGAGGAUGGGGCCUAGCGGGUAUGCUGGUGGCAUUGGGAGCAGAGGCACAGGGAACAGCUCCUUUGGGAGUGGUGGUGGUAUGGGUAUGGUUGGUGGUGGUAUGGGUGGUGGUAUGGGUAUGGGUGGUGAUAUGGGCAUGGGUGGUGGUCCUGGUGGUGUGAAUGGCCCUGGCGGUGGUAUGGAUGCUGGUUACCAGAAUCUGCCCCCUUAUGCGCCCAUGCAUGCCCCCCCUCCUGAAGUCUAUUUGAGUGGGGGCAGUGCGUACGGCGGCCGGGCAGAAGGAAUAAUCGGCCGGGCAGAAGGAGAGAUGUUCCGGGCAGGAGCAAUGGGCCCUACAGGGGCAAUGGAGCGAGUGGAUAGGGCGAUGGGGCGGGCAGAAAGAGUAGCGGGCUGGGAAGAAGGAAUCAGGGGAGAUGGGAUCUUAAGCAAGCCGCAGGGCAUGGGGAUGGGUGGUGGUAGUGCGGUUCAGAUGGGUGGUAGUGGUGCAGUUCAGCUGCCGCCACAGGAUCAGGUGUUUUCAAGGCGAGGGAGGCGGGGUGGUGGGCCGGGCAAGAGUGGUGGCAGCGGUGCCACAGGGGAUCGUGAUCGUGCUCGUGGCAGCGGUGGCGGUGGUGGUGGCAGCGGUGGCACAGGGAAUCGUGGUAGUGGUGGUGGUGGCAGUUGUGCUUCUGCUGCUGCUGCUGCUGCUGCUGCUGCUGCUGCUGCUGCUGCUGCUGCUGGCGGCAGCGGUGGUGGUAGCGGUGGGGGUGGUGGUGGUAGCCGUGGUGGUGUUGCUUCUCGUAGUGGUGGGGGUGUUGGUAGUGGUGGUGGCAGCAGUGGUAAAAGUGGUGGUCAAAGUGGUGGUGGCAGGGGGGGUGGUGGCAGCGGGGUUGGUGGCGGUGGCGGUGGUGGUGGUGAUGUCAACGGUGGUGGUGGUGGUAGCGGUGGUGCCAAGGAAACCCACCGCUGCUAAGGAAACCCGCAGCAGCUGAAAAGGGGUCACGGGAAUGGUGCCGGGAGCACAGGUGGUGCCGGGAGCACAGGUGGUGCUGGGAGCACAGGUGGUGCCGGGAGCACAGGUGGUGCUGGGAGCACAGGUGGUGCUGGGAGCACAGGUGGUGCUGGGAGCACAGGUGGUGCUGGGAGCAGCUAGACACAUGACAUCCCAGGCACACCUCCAGGGACGAUGGGGAAGACCAUUGGGCUGCCACCACAGGAGCAAGUGUUUUUAAGGCGAGGGAAGGGGAGGUGCACCUGGUGAAGGUGGCACAGGGGAUCUGGAUUAUUUCGAAAUAGUGGAGGGGCUAUUAGAAUGCAGCACGAGGAGGCACGUUGGUGAUGGGUGGUGGGCAUAUGUGGGCUCACUCACUGCAGCUGAAUGGGUGGAGACUUGAUCUCGCUUUCGAACGAAGUGGAUGUAGUACUGUUUUGAAAUACAUUCAGGAUUCCCUUUCGGUUUUGUGACGACGCACUUGAGGGAAGUUGGGUGGUCCUCUUCUGUGGAAGAGUUGGUUGGUAACAG